Vicia faba (fava bean) is the source of this 333-nucleotide messenger RNA. The record is from the annotation of a GenBank genome assembly. Lineage: Eukaryota; Viridiplantae; Streptophyta; Magnoliopsida; Fabales; Fabaceae.
AUGGAUGACGGUGACGCUAUUGGGCAUGAAGUAAUGCAAGCUAACUCUGAAUCACUUGAUGAGAUUUUACAUGAGAAUGGUCAUGUUAAUGUUGAUGGUGAACUGGAUUUUGUUAGUGAUGGAUGCUUGGAUAUUGUUGAAUGUGACAACAUAGCUGUUGAUGAAGAUUCUGAGUUUCAAGAAAUUGAAUAUGAUGAUGAAGAUGCGGAUGAAGAUGGUGAAUUUGACGGAUGUGAAUACGAUGAUGAAGAUGGGGAUGAAGAUGAUGAAUUUGAUGGUGGUGAAUACGAUGACGAGAGCAGUUCUGGUGAUGUUGGUGGACACGGAUAUUGA